AUGGACUCCAUGUGGAAAAAUCUACUUAGACAGGAUGAGCAGUGCUGCCUUGCCAUCUGCCUGGCCGUCAACUGUCCCCAUACCGGACUGACUGACGACACGUGGUACCCGCCGUUUGACAGAGUAAAAGAAGACAUCAACAGUACCUCGGGAGACCGAUUCGUUGCCUAUGUCAUAAGCAGUCUAUGUGGGCCACUCCAAGGCAAAGAGUUCGUCGUCAAGGUGGCCGCGCUUCUAGCCUGCCUGAAACUCCGCGACGCGCACGAACAGCCAGACGAUGGCCCGUACGACAACAGAAUCAAUCUCCUGUUCGAGUUUGAUAAGGCGUUGAACUUUGACUUUAGCAACAUACCUGUCAUUGCCAAGGUGCUGGAGCAAGUUCUGAUGUUCUCUGCGCGGAUAUUGGAAAUCCAUGCACCGGAAGACGCUAUCCAGCCGGGGCUGCUGCCGGCAACUCUCAACCUCUGCGACGAUUCCGUGUCGAGGAAGAUGCUUUAUAUGUACUGCUGCGUACGGAUCUUGUUUCCCGACACCCACGAGUCGUCGAUGCACCGCACAAGGGCCGUCUUUCAGUUGAACACCGCAGACGUGUCCGAGUUGUUUCUCAACACGCUCAGCGACGGAGAGCUGGAGUUGGUAGGUCAUUCGAUGUGUGGCAUGGAUGAGGACCUGUCCGAUGAAGAGUACGUCAGCACGUCCGACGCCGAUUCUAGCUUUGUCGGAGGCGUAGAUGUGUCUGAGGAAAGCUCUGAGUCGAACACGGAGGAAGAUGAGGAUGAUGUAGACUAG
Molecule: messenger RNA, 789 nt
Organism: Colletotrichum destructivum
Lineage: Eukaryota; Fungi; Ascomycota; Sordariomycetes; Glomerellales; Glomerellaceae
Exons: 2
Coding region: 1-789 (262 amino acids)
Source: RefSeq, a predicted model, not a curated record